Molecule: messenger RNA, 2079 nt
Organism: Macrosiphum euphorbiae (potato aphid)
Lineage: Eukaryota; Metazoa; Arthropoda; Insecta; Hemiptera; Aphididae
Source: the annotation of a GenBank genome assembly
AUGUUGUUUAGGUCAAAGUCUACUCGUUAUCGCUGUCGGAAAAGAGCUGCAUCUCUUAUAGAUUCAACAUUUUCAGCUAAUAAUGAAGUGAACAUUGAGGAGAACCAAAGACUACUUCCUUUAUCGAACUCACCUUUACCUGCAGAUUUACAGCCUAUAUGUCCAGUAAAAGUAAAUACUGGUUUAAAUUUAUUUGAUUUUAAUAGUGAAAAUAUUUUGAACCACAGUUCUAGUACUAGUAGUCAGAGUAGUUCAGGUGAAGACAAUUAUACAUCAGAAAUUGAUACACACGAUGAAGAUAUUGAAGUAGUUAUUGCCAAGUGGGCAAAUAGGAAUAAUGUAUGUCAUUCAGUUUUAGAUGACUUACUAGUUUCUUUAUCCAAAUUCCAUUAUUUCAAACAUUUACCCAAAGAUUCUCGCACGUUAUUGCAUACACCAGUUAAAACUGUAUUAAAAAAUAUCAAAGGUGGAGUGUAUUAUCAUUUUGGAAUUUCAAAUGAAAUAGAAUAUUUAACAAAACUGAAACAGAAUCUGCCUUCUAAAUUGCUAUUAGUUGUCGGUAUAGAUGGACUGCCAAUAACAAAAAAUCCAGCAAGCCAGUUAUGGCCAAUACUUGGCUAUUUUACUAAUUUAUUUACUGAUAAACCUAGGGUAUUCAUAAUUGGUGCUUAUUAUGGGAAAUCUAAGCCAGAUGACUGCAAUGAAUAUUUAGAAGAUUUUGUCGAUGAAUUAUGUAUCUUAAAUGAUGUUGGAACUAUCAUUAAAGGUAAUAAAAUUAAUGUAAUGCUCAAAGCUAUCAUAUGUGAUUCUCCAGCUAAAGCAUAUGUUCUCAAUAUACAUCACCACACUGCUAAAAAUUCUUGUUUAAGAUGUCAUACUUUAGGCAAAUAUGAAAACAAUCGUGUUUAUUUUCCUGAUUCGUCUGCUUCUAUGAGAAAUCAUACUGAAUUUAUAUCUUAUUCUGAUAAAGAUUUUCAUUGUGGUGAAACAAUUCUGACAAAUAUACCUAAUUUUGACUUAAUCAAUAAUAUACCAUUUGAUUACAUGCAUUGCGUAUGUAUUGGAGUGAUGAAGAAAAUAUUAACGUUUUGGAUUGGUGGAGUUAAAAAACAUCAUUUGGCUCUUCCCAAAAAUUUAAUUUUUAAUUUAGACAAAAAAAUUAACAUACUGGGAAAGUAUAUCCCAUGUGAAUUUCAAAGAGCACCAAAUGAAAACAGCAGAAAGCAUCCACUUCAUGAUGCAUCCCGAUUAAAAGCUUCAGAAUUAAGACAAAUAUUAUUAUACACUGGAAUGGUUAUUUUUCCUGAUAUAUUAAGUCAACAAAUCUAUGAGAAUUUCAUGGAACUCUGUGUAGCCAUGAGAAUUCUUUCAACAGCAAAUAUUUCAGAGGAAUAUACAGAAUUUGCCAAAUCAUUGGUAAAUCAUUUUGUUGAUUCUUUUGGUAAACUGUAUGAAAAAUCUUACUUAUCCUCUAAUAUGCAUAUAAUACAACAUUUGGCUGAUGAUACCAAACAAUAUGGGCCAUUAGACACUUUUUCUGCUUUUCCAUUCGAAAACUACAUGCAACCCUUAAAAAAAAAAAUCAAAAGUGGUGUAAAACCACUUCAGCAAUUAGUAAGACGGUAUGCCGAAGAUCAAAUACUUUUUAAAGAUGAAAACCAAAAAUAUAAAAUUUCACUUGGGCCUGUCAAUUAUCGAUGCACAAUAAAAAAUAGACCAAUGACCAAUGAUGUCUUUGAACCACAGUUCACGGGUUGGAGGAUGAAACGGUUUGUUAUAAAACUUAAUAGCUCUGAUAAUUGUGUUAAAAUGAAGAAUAAUGAUGUGGUAAUUAUUGAAAAAAUUGCUUCAUCAAAAUUAGAUGGCAAUAUAAUGAUAAUUGGAAGAAAAUACAAUACAGUUAAGAAUUUUUUUGAAAAGCCUUGUGCUUCAAACUUGUUAAGUAUAUACAAUGCAUCUCAACUUAGUCACCUUCAAUCGUGGAUGUUAAGUGAUAUAAAAGAAAAAUUAAUGUGCUUGCCGCUGAUCGAUUAUGACAUAAAUAACUGUGUCAUACUGCCUCUAUUGCAUUUACAAUAA